Molecule: messenger RNA, 2195 nt
Organism: Musa acuminata AAA Group (dessert banana)
Lineage: Eukaryota; Viridiplantae; Streptophyta; Magnoliopsida; Zingiberales; Musaceae
Product: cell number regulator 13-like
Exons: 6
Coding region: 815-1972 (385 amino acids)
Biological process (GO): cell surface receptor signaling pathway
Source: RefSeq, a predicted model, not a curated record
CCUUCUCUUUUUGGUGUCGAGAGCUGUGUUAUGUUUCAUGAGAAUGCUCGCUCGAACUUUUUAUUUACCUCGUCAUGCUUCGUUAGAUGGCUGCCCACCAAUUCUUUUGGGUGUCCACUUAAUUCUUUUGUCCUCUCUCUCUCUCUCUCUCUCUCUCUCUCUUCCUCUCCAACUCUCUCGGUGUUCUCAAGAGCAGCGAGUGCAAACAGGUUAUACAAUAACUACUACAUUUGUCUCUCUUCUACGCAAAGCAAUGUCAGAGCAAGCCCCUGCUCACCACCACAGUGGAGAAGGAUGGGUUGGAAUCCGUAAUGUGAAGACAAAGAAUGCUGUGAUGUAUAUUUUUCUCAAGAUAUCUGAUGUUCGAAGAAGAAGCCCUUUUGUUUGAUUCAAAGGUGGAGACAUCCUUCCUCCGACGAGUGCCAAAGAGGUUAGGUUCUUGGAGCACCGACAAAAGAAAAGAUCAAGCCUCGAUCCAGAUGAAAGAAAAAGGUAGAGGACUCUUUCUUUGAUUCACAGAUGAGGAAUCCUGCUCAUAUGAGAAUCUAAGCCUCACUCCAGGUGAAAGAAAAAGGUAAACGACUCCCGGUCCGACUCCUCCUCCUCAGGCUUACAUUCGAGCAUCCUCUGCUAUGUUAGUCAUGUCAGAAUGACAAAGGAAAAGUUAUUGAUCGUAUAUUGUUGUAAUGUGGUAGUCGUCGGAGGAAAUAUCCACAGAUUGUAAGGACUCCGUCUGCUUGAUAAAUGUGUUUUAUCUUCAUUGCUCUUACAGCAGUGAUGCUCAAUUCUGAGAGGUAGGUGUUUGGACCUUGUGAUGCCGUCAUCUUGGGAGUAUAUGGGGGACAUGGCCAACGUCGUCCAGCUGACCGGCCUCGACGCCGUCCGCCUGAUCGGCAUGAUCGUAAAGGCCGCCUCUGUUGCGCGGAUGCACAAGAAGAAUUGCCGGCGGUUCGCGCAGCACCUGAAGCUUAUCGGCAGUCUCCUGGAGCAGCUCAAGAUCUCGGAGCUCAAGAGGUAUCCCGAGACGCGCGAGCCGCUGGAGCAGCUCGAGGAUGCCCUGAGGAGGUCCUACAUUCUCGUCAACAGCUGUCAGGACCGCAGCUACCUGUAUCUCUUGGCCAUGGGGUGGAACAUCGUCUACCAGUUCAGGAGGGCACAGAGCGAGAUCGAUCGGUACUUGAGACUGAUUCCACUGAUCACUCUUGUCGACAAACAUAGAAUCAGGGAAAGAUUGGAGUAUAUUGAAAGGGACCAAUGUGAAUAUAGCUUUGAUGAAGAAGACAGGAAGGUGCAAGAUGUUCUGCUAAAUCCAGUUCCUUGCAAAAGUCAGAGCAUGGUUCUCAAAAAGUCUCUUUCUUGUUCAGACUCAAGCAUGUCAUUUGAUGAAGCUCUUCAGAAAGAAAAUGAGAAGCUUCAGAUGGAACUUCAAAGAUCACAAACUAACCUAGACGUAGGUGCAUGCGGACUUAUCCAACAAUUGCUUGGACUAACCGAGACUAUGGCAAGUGCGUUCCCGGAGAACACCGUAGAACUGAAGAAUUAUGAAAAUGUGGAGUCAGCAUCUGUUGAUGUCCUUGAUGGCAAAGAAGAUUAUUCCUCUUAUGGGAACUAUUACAGCCAGCAAGAUGACACUUGCAAGGCAUCAUCAAGGCAUCAAGACAUGCUGUUUCCCUUGUGGGACUUUUUCAAAAAUCGCUUCGGUGGCAAAAAACAGACAUCUUCUGCGGAAGCAUGCAAUGACUUCAUGGCGUAUGCAUUGGUUCUAUCCUGUUGCUGUUACACAUGUUGCAUCAGGAGAAAGCUUCGUAAAAUGCUGAACAUUACGGGAGGUUUAUGUGAUGAUUUCCUCUCACACCUGAUGUGCUGCUGCUGUGCCUUGGUUCAAGAAUGGCGCGAAGUGGAGUUUCGUGGGAGUAAUGUUGUGGAUAAGACGAAAACAAAUCCACCAGCUUCUCAAUACAUGGAAUCUUGACUACACAGAAUGGCAGCAAUAGACCUCAGUCUGGCCACAGGAAAUGAUGGAAGUAGUGCUAGUCGUCUUGUGUGUACAAUAUCUGUGUGUGUGUGUGUGUGUGUGUGUAGUAUUGCACUUGGGUAUUCAUUCAUUCAUUCAUUUGUAAGUGAAGAUAACUUGGUGUGUUUGUAGAACGGGAUAUGCUUCUGCUAUUGAAAGUAAAAGAAGGUUAAUUAUUGCA